AUGGAUGAAAAAAGUUCAACAAUUGAAUUCGACACAACUAAAAAUCUACGUGAAGUCGAAAUGAAAGAUGACAAGAGCAAAGAAGCGACUAUCGAGAAAUUAAUCGAACCGACAGUUACAAUAAAUAUCGACAAACCUGUUGAAUCAUCUCCAACAUUGAUCGCACGUUUCGCAGGAAUCGUUUAUAUAUUAUUAUCAGCUAUUAUUUUUACAGGUUCCUUGUUUAUAUCAAAACAAUUAAAAGUAGACGUACUUGAUGCUAUAAUACCCUGCUAUGCAUUGCAUUCCGCGAUAUUGAUUAUCUACAGUAAAUUUAUAAAACAUUAUUCAUUCUAUGAACACUCAAAAAGACAAGAACUAUUUUAUUUAUUUAUUAACGUUUUUUUCUCUACAACGGGUGUUUUUUCUUUUUACUUUGCUUAUCGUUAUUUGCCAUUGCCAGAUUUAAUAACAGUACGUUAUACACAAGUUAUUUGGACGACCAUUAUAACUGCGUUGCUCUACCGCGAAAAACCGUCGAUACCAAUGGUAAUAGCUAUUCUAUUAACAAGUGCUGGCGUAGUGUUUGUUGCUCAGCCGAGUUUUUUGUUUAAUUCAACAUUAAGCAAAUCAAAAACUCAUGUUGAACGUCUAAUAGGUUUAUUCAUUGCAUUAUAUUCUUCCGUAGCACUAUCCAUAAUGAUAAUAUCAAAUAAACAUUUACUAUUGAAAUACAAAACAAAACACAGUUCAAUAAUGGUGCACUAUGCAGUUGUGACAUUGAUUGUUUUAGUUGCUAAAGUAGUUUAUAGUUUUAACAUUUUUACCGAUGGCAUGGAAUCAUUUAGGAAUUAUUUUUUUACUUGGAAUUAUCUGUUUGCUUCAUUGGUUUGCUUAUUGCAUAUAGUUGCAAUAGUAUUAACACAAAAAGCAGUUAAACGUGAGCAUCCAGCAAUAUUUACAAUAGUUCAAUCAAGCAAUAUUUUGUUCUCUCUUAUAUUACAAAAUAUUUUUUCAUCAACAAAAUCUAAUCUUUUAUCAAUAGCUGGUUCAAUACUUGUUCUAGCAAGUAUAGUAAUCAUAACUGGAUUGAAAUAUUUUAAAGAAAAAAAACAAGUGAAACAGUAG
This is a messenger RNA of Rotaria socialis, 1107 nucleotides long. The record is from the annotation of a GenBank genome assembly. NCBI's taxonomy places the organism in Eukaryota, Metazoa, Rotifera, Eurotatoria, Philodinida, Philodinidae.